AUGACUCUUGAAAACUACAACUUCCAGAGCUCCUUGCAUGGGGCUCUCAGCCUCAAUUCUUUGAAGUCUGGGAACAUGAUGAAGAACUGGCUGCUUAUUUUGAUCCUUUUCCUCCUGAAGUUCAUAGAGAGAAGUGAGUCAGCAGCUGUCAGUCUCUCUGCUCCUCCCACUGUGAAGCUGGUAAAUGGCAGUUCAACCAACGUCAGCAUUACCCUUGGGCAUCCACUAAAUGCGACCUUGGUGAUCACUUUUGAAAUCACAUUUAGUUCAAAAAACCUUACUAUUGUGGAGCUUCCUGAUGAGGUUAUAGUGCCUCGUGGAGAGAAAAAUGCCUCUUUCCAAGUGACUUCUCAAAAUAUUGGACAAGUGACUGUUUAUCUGCAUGGAAAUCACUCCAACCAGACCUGCCCCAGAAUCCAGUUCUUGGUGAUACACAGCAGAAUUGUUAGCGUCAUAAACCAGGUGAUUGGCUGGAUCUACUUCAUGGCCUGGUCCGUCUCCUUCUACCCACAGGUCAUCCAGAACUGGAGACGGAAAAGUGUCAUUGGUCUCAGCUUUGACUUCUUAGCCCUGAACUUGACAGGCUUCGUGGCCUACAGCGUUUUCAACAUCGGUCUUUUGUGGGUGCCCUACAUCCAGGAGGAGUUUCUCCUCAAAUACCCCAAUGGUGUGAACCCUGUCGACAUUAACGACGCCUUCUUCAGCUUACAUGCAGUCGCCCUCACCCUGAUUGUCAUCCUGCAAUGCUGCCUGUAUGAGAGAGGCAACCAGCGCGUGUCACGGCCCUCCAUUGUUUUCCUGGUACUUGCGUGGCUCUUCGUCUUAGUCACCAUGAUUGUGGCUGCAGUCGGUGUCACCACAUGGCUGCAAUUCCUCUUCUGCUUCUCCUACAUCAAGCUCAUCAUCACACUGAUCAAGUAUUUCCCACAGGCCUACAUGAACUUUUACUACAAAAGCACCAAGGGUUGGAGCAUUGGCGGUGUGCUCCUGGAUUUUACAGGGGGCAGCUUUAGCCUCCUCCAGAUGUUCCUCCAGUCUUACAAUAAUGACCAAUGGACAUUGAUCUUCGGAGAUCCAACCAAGUUCGGACUCGGCGUCUUCACCAUCUUCUUUGACAUUGUCUUCUUCAUCCAGCACUUCUACUUGUACAGAAAGAAACCAGGGCUUCAGGCAGCACCCACAGGUUUCGACAGCCAUCCCAGCCAGAACUGAGCACCAAGUUUGCAGCUGAUGGCCUUGCCCCAAACCACCAGUAUUUCUGGGAGAAGCUUGAAGGGCUAACCUUGCAACUGGGAGAGCCAAGGGUGCUUUGUUCCACCACAGUGUUCACAGGGACCAAGCAGCCAGGUGCUGUGGCCAAAUGGACUUGAAGGUGCUGAUACUGGCGGUGGAGGGGAGAGGACUGUGGGAUUAGGCUUUGGGGUCCUUUCUCUAGGCCACAUUUCUUAUCUCAUUCUAUAUAACUCUGCUCCAGUAACUUCAGAACAAGUGGCCCAGGCCAGUGCCUGGUAAAGUAUAUUUCUGACCCCUGAGGCGCCUUCCAGAUUGGUCAGAAGUGGACCCAUACCUGCACACAAAAAUACCACAGUUAACUUUUUUUUUUACCCCCAAGGACUAUUUUGAAAUGGCUUUUCUUUUGCCCUCUUUCCUACCUCCACUUUCUGAGAGUCAGACUGAUCACCGUCUGAGUACCCACACUCCUCCUAACCUUACACCUAUGGAGCGGGUACUCAGGACCAGCCUGUGCCUUAAAGCCCAUCAGUCAAUCAGUAAGCUUCCUUGGAUGGGAAGGGAGGCCUCCUCCCCCAUCCCUCUCUCAGCUGUUGAAGAGCAGAAGUCCAGGAACCUCCCUCCAAUACUGCCUUUGGACCCAACCUGAUCCCACACCUCCUUCCUUCUCAUUCCAAGUUCUCCUUCCUGUGCCAGAUAGGGAAGGAGCCAGGGUGUGCCUUGAGUUCAUCAAUCUGCUCCUUCUCUAAUAUUGAGGGGCCUUUGGAUUUCUUUUGUAUUUUUUUUCUUAUUUUGUUUCAUGUUGGCGGAGUAUAUGUCCUUAAUUAAAAGGUGGCUUGUUUCCUAUUUGUA
Rattus rattus (black rat) is the source of this 2082-nucleotide messenger RNA. RefSeq names its product cystinosin, lysosomal cystine transporter (gene Ctns). The record is from RefSeq and is a predicted model, not a curated record. Gene Ontology annotation, biological process: L-cystine transport. Lineage: Eukaryota; Metazoa; Chordata; Mammalia; Rodentia; Muridae. Gene Ontology annotation, cellular component: lysosomal membrane. Gene Ontology annotation, molecular function: L-cystine transmembrane transporter activity. The transcript is spliced from 12 exons.